AUGACGGUCAAGACCAUCCCCCGUCCAUCGCUCACGGUGGUGGAUAACCGCACCGGCAAAAGCUAUGAGCUUCCCAUCCAGCACAACUCGGUCUUGGCCACCGACAUCAAGAAGAUCAAGGCGCAGUCGCACACCGACCGUGCCGAGGAUGAGACCAGCCAGGGCCUCCGAGUCUACGACCCGGCUUACAUGAACACAGCCGUCGUCCAGAGCAAAAUCACCUACAUUAAUGGCCAGGAUGGCAUCCUCCGAUACCGAGGGUACCCUAUCGAGCAGCUCGUCAACAAGAGCAACUUCCUCGAAUCCGCAUUCCUGCUCAUCUACGGCGAGCUGCCGACCGGCUCGCAGCUCCAGAGCUGGCAAGAUGAGAUCAUGCACCACACGUAUAUCCACAGCGACAUUGAGGGCAUGUUCAAGUCCUUCCGUUAUGACUCUCACCCCAUGUCCAUGAUGACCUCUGCCUUUGCCACCCUGGGCGCCUUUGCCCCAGAAGCGAACCCAUCCCUGCAAGGCCAGAAACUCUACACGGAUGCCGCCACGGGCGAUCCCGCCGCCCUCCAGGUCCUCGACAAGCAGAUUCUCCGCAUCAUCGGCAAGGCGCCCACGCUCGCCGCCGCAUCGUACCGCAUGCGACAGGGCCGGCCCUUCAACCGGCCCGCCCAGGGCUUGUCCUACACAGGCAACUUUCUCUACCUGCUCGACAACCUCUCCGGACACGAGUACCGCCCGCACCCCGUGCUCGAGAGGGCCCUCGACGCCCUGUUCAUCAUCCACGCCGACCACGAAGUCAACUGCUCCACGGCAACCGUCCUCCAGGUCGGGAGCUCGUUGGUCGACCCGUACAGCGCCGUUGCCGCCGGGUGUGCUGCGCUCUACGGCCCGUCCCACGGCGGCGCCUCGGAGAGCGCCAUACGCAUGCUCAUGGAGAUUGGGUCUCCCGAGAACGUGCCCGCCUUCAUGGCCAAGGUGGAGAAGCGGGAGCGCGUCCUCGUCGGCUUCGGCCACCGCGUGUACAAGAACGUGGACCCGCGGUCAAAGGCUAUUCGGCAGCUUGCAGAGGAGGUCUUUGAGGUGACUGGCCGCAACAAGCUCCUCGACACGGCGCUGGCUCUUGCUAAGCUUGCUGGGGAGAGCGACUUUAUGCGCAGCCGAAACCUGUAUCCCAACGUGGACUUUUACUCGGGCCUCAUCUAUCAGGCCAUGGGAUUCCCGCUAGACUUUUACCCCGUCCUGUUCGCAGUGCCCCGGUGUGUUGGCUGGUUGGCGCACUGGCGCCAGCAGAUGCUGAACCCGUCGGGCGUCAAGAUCUGGCGCCCGAGGCAGCUGUAUCUCGGCGAGGGGCAGAGAGACUACGUCCAAGCGGAGAGACGAGGGCAAAAGACGGGCGCUGGAGUGUUCGACGCCCCCUGUCAAGUCAGCCACGGCGGAGACAGCAAGAGGAACAAACUUGCUACUUAUAGGGAUGAAAGGGGUGAAAUUCUCAAGCCGAAGUUAUAG
This is a messenger RNA of Metarhizium brunneum ARSEF 3297, 1497 nucleotides long. It is a transcript of the gene gltA, whose product is annotated as Citrate synthase. NCBI's taxonomy places the organism in Eukaryota, Fungi, Ascomycota, Sordariomycetes, Hypocreales, Clavicipitaceae. The record is from RefSeq and is a predicted model, not a curated record. Gene Ontology annotation, biological process: carbohydrate metabolic process; tricarboxylic acid cycle. Gene Ontology annotation, cellular component: mitochondrial matrix.